This is a messenger RNA of Bombina bombina (fire-bellied toad), 3470 nucleotides long. It is a transcript of the gene RANBP9, whose product is annotated as RAN binding protein 9. Gene Ontology annotation, cellular component: cytoplasm. The record is from RefSeq and is a predicted model, not a curated record. Lineage: Eukaryota; Metazoa; Chordata; Amphibia; Anura; Bombinatoridae. The transcript has 14 exons. Gene Ontology annotation, molecular function: protein binding. Bases 132 to 1793 code for a protein of 553 amino acids. Gene Ontology annotation, biological process: cell surface receptor signaling pathway; cytoskeleton organization.
ACCGCACAGAGUACAGCUGUAUCGCUAUAUGUGUCAUACUGUGCUAUACUGUGGGGCGGGCGGCUCCUCCUGCUUCCUGUGCCGUGCAGUGUUGUGUGUGAGCGCUCUGUUCGGCCCCCGUGUGGUGUUUCAUGUCCUCGUCUCCUCACCUCGCCCCUCUGCUCGGGGUUUCCCCGGGUCCUCUCCUCCUCCACCGAGACCCUCCGCCCCGAGCAUGGAGCCCCCGGGACAAAUGCAGCUACCUGGGCCUUUCCCACGGCAACCUGCGCGUCCAUUACAAAGGACAUGGAAAAACCUCAAAGGAUGCGGCUUCAGUACGUGCUACUCACCCUAUUCCAGCAGCCUGUGGUAUAUAUUACUUUGAAGUGAAAAUUAUUAGUAAAGGAAGAGAUGGUUAUAUGGGGAUUGGUCUUUCUACUCAAGGUGUGAAUCUUAAUAGACUCCCAGGUUGGGAUAAGCAUUCCUAUGGUUACCAUGGAGAUGAUGGACAUUCGUUCUGCUCCUCUGGAACUGGCCAACCAUAUGGUCCCACUUUCACAACUGGGGAUGUCAUUGGCUGCUGCGUCAAUCUGAUUGACAACACUUGCUUCUACACCAAGAAUGGACAUAGCUUAGGUAUUGCAUUUACAGAUCUUCCGCCAAAUUUAUAUCCAACAGUAGGACUUCAGACACCAGGAGAAGUAGUUGAUGCAAAUUUUGGACAGACUCCAUUUGUGUUUGACAUAGACGAUUACAUUCGAGAAUGGAGAACAAAAAUUCAAGCACAGAUUGAAAGGUUUCCUGUAGGAGGAGAGUGGCAAUCCAUAAUACAAAGGAUGGUGUCGUCAUACCUUGUACACCAUGGAUACUGCUCUACAGCUGAGGUAUUUGCCAAGUCCACAGAUCAGACUGUGCAAGAAGAGCUUACAUCAAUUAAAAAUAGACAAAGAAUUCAGAAACUAGUGCUGGCUGGAAGAAUGGGUGAAGCCAUUGAAACAACACAGCAGUUAUAUCCAAGUUUGCUAGAAAGAAAUCCUAAUCUUUUCUUCACAUUAAAAGUACGACAGUUCAUAGAAAUGGUAAAUGGUACAGACAGUGAGGUAAGAUGCCUAGGGGGGCGUAGUCCUAAGUCUCAGGACAGUUACCCAGGUCCUGAUAGUAAUUGCAGUAAUCGAGUCAUCUCAAACAAAACUCACCAUUCCCACUGUCGAAGCAAGUAUCAGCCUACUAGCCUUAACGUAACAGAACUGAACAGUAUAAAUGAAACACUGUCGCAGCAAAUGAACAGCUACAACAGCAAUGAUGUAGACAUGGAGACAGAUCACUAUUCCAAUGGUUUUGCUUCAACCUCAUCCAACGGAUUUCUUAAUGGCAGCUCAAAGCAUGACCAUGGAUUUGAAGAAUGUGACACUGAAAUGGAGGUUGAUUCCGCUCAGGUCAGGCGCCAACUGUGUGGGGGCAGCCAAGCAGCAAUUGAGAGAAUGAUCUGUUUUGGGAGAGAAUUGCAAGUCAUGAGUGAAGAAUUAAGAAGAGAAGGAGGAAAAAAUGUAACUAACAAGAAUAUGCUGAAGGAUGCAUUUAGUUUGCUAGCAUAUUCUGAUCCCUGGAACAGUCCCAUCGGAUACCAGCUUGAUCCAAUACAAAGAGAACAUGUGUGCUCAUCUCUUAACAGUGCAAUAUUAGAUAUACACAAUUUGCCAAAGCAGCCACCCCUAUCGUUGGCAUUGGAACAGGCUUCCCAGUGCUUAGAGAUGAUGGCCAAGUCGGGCAUUGGUUCCUGUGCAUUUGCCAGAGUAGCUGAUCACUUACAUUAGCUAUGCAGGAUCUAACUAAAUCUAUAGAAUAUUGGGUACUAUAGGAAACUUAGACCAACUCUACUUAUAUUGAGUUUAUUUAACAUGUAACAAGCAUGUGUCUAGCAUUACAUUUAUAUAGUGUUCUUCUUUAAGCUUUUUUUGUUACUUUUUUUUUGUGUAGUUCUGGUUUGACAUAAAAGCAAUAAUUUGGGGUUUAACUAUUUGAGUUAUUAACAUUAUUGAGCCUAUUCUACUAUGUUUUCAAUCUAUAAAUCACAAAGAAAAAUGGAGAAACCAGAGGAGAGCAGGAAAACACAACCUUGUUAUAGAAGAGUCGGGAUAGUGUGAAGCACAGUGAAUAUUGCCUGCUUUUGGAGACAAAAUCUAGAGUUUCUGAUUAAAGGAACAUGAAAGGUGUAAUGCACCACUUCAGUGUCCCUUGUAGGAUUCCAAAACAGAGAAGCACUUAACAUAAACAUAUUUAUUUCAUGCAGAUUUUAAAUAAAACCUUACUUCCGGCCUAUAGUCUACCACCCUGUUGUUUUCCCUCCAAGAAUAGGCUUCAGGUGCUAUUGCCAAUCAAAGGCCAUGGUGCCAGAGCCACGAUUUUUAAUGUUGGCAGUCUCCUGAUUGCUCUCUGUCUUAAAGGGAACAGACAAUGCACAAUGACCCCUGAGAAAAAAGUACUUACAAAGUCUGCUCCCAUUUUUUACAAAAUGAAAGUUUCAGGAAACGUUUCCUUUAAAAUAUACACAAAUGAAAAUGCAUAUUUUAAAUGCUUCCCUUUACUGCAGUCAUCAUAUUGGAGUGAUGUUUAAACCCUGAUGCAUUACUGUAUAACUGUUUGUAUUGUACUGAGCCACAUUAAAGGGACAUGAUACCCACAUUGUUUCUUUGAUAAUUCAGAUAGAACAUGCAAUUGUAAGCAACUUUUCAAUUUACUUCUAUUAUAUAAAUUUGCUUUGUUAUCUUGGCAUCCAUUGUUAAAAUCAUAUCUAGAAAAGCUGAGAAACAGCAAUGUACUACUGGGAGCUUACCUGCUGACAGGUGGCUGCAUACAUGUGCCUCUUGUCAUUGAUUUACUAGAUAUCUUCAUCUAGUUCCCAGUAGUGUAUUGCUUCCCCUUCAACAAAGCAUAUACAGAGAAUGAAGCAAAAUUGAUAAUAGAAGUUACUUAAAAUUGUAUGGUCUAUCUGAAACAUGAGAGAACAAUGUGUUUUUCAUGUCCCUUUAAUAGUACCGCAUAAAGUUAUUGUACAAAUGCCAUGUCUGGUAUGUACCAUUGUAAAUACAAACUGCACCAAUUACAGGUAGGGCAUCAAAUAGUGCUGCAAAUUACCUGUCCUGCAGAAUAUCCUUCAGGAGCGACGUACUUAGAUUUUAUUAUUUUUGCAGACAUAUAUGAUAGUUACCGGAUGCUUUGAUCAAUUUGUGUGUGUUCCUUUAUUACUUCAGGCCAUGUCUUAUUUGUUAUGUGAUAAUAUAACUUACUUAUCGCAUCCAUUUCUUAAUAUGAGAAGAAGUUGUAACAAUGGGAAAACUUCUAAUACAAACCAGUGUGUGUUAAUUUCAUGAUUUAUAGAGAAUAACCAAGUAAGUACCUUUUUUCUUUUUACACUUUUUAAGUGUUAAAAUAACUAUUGCAAUAGAAAAUGUUAAUUUAAUGAACCAUUAAAGAUUUACAUUUUGAAAAUA